Molecule: messenger RNA, 1216 nt
Organism: Mauremys mutica (yellowpond turtle)
Lineage: Eukaryota; Metazoa; Chordata; Testudines; Geoemydidae
Gene: OSTC
Product: oligosaccharyltransferase complex non-catalytic subunit
Exons: 4
Coding region: 114-563 (149 amino acids)
Cellular component (GO): oligosaccharyltransferase complex
Source: RefSeq, a predicted model, not a curated record
UCCGCUUCCGCAUUCGUGUAGAGUGCGGGAGACGGUGGCUGCGGCGGGUCAAGCCGGGGCAGCUGCGGUGCUGGGUUUGAUUAGCCUUCCGUGGGGGUGGCUGGGUUGCCAUCAUGGAGACGCUCUACCGGGUGCCGUUCGCGGUGCUCCAGUGCCCCAACAUCAAGCUGAAGCGGCCGAGCUGGGUGCACACGCCCUCGGCCAUGACUGUCUACGCGCUGGUGGUGGUGUCCUACUUCCUCAUCACUGGAGGAAUAAUCUAUGAUGUGAUUGUAGAACCUCCCAGUGUUGGGUCUAUGACAGAUGAACAUGGACAUCAGAGACCAGUGGCCUUUUUGGCAUACAGAGUAAAUGGACAGUAUAUUAUGGAAGGACUCGCAUCCAGCUUCCUUUUCACAAUGGGAGGCUUAGGUUUCAUAAUUCUGGACCGAUCCAAUGCACCAAAUAUCCCAAAGCUCAAUAGAUUUCUGUUGCUUUUUAUUGGAUUUGUCAGCGUCCUGUUGAGCUUCUUCAUGGCAAGAGUUUUCAUGCGGAUGAAAUUGCCGGGAUACUUGAUGGGUUAGUGCCUGGUGUGAUAUAUGCAAGCACAAAAUGGAUUUGCUUCUCUUCAUGAAGAGCUUAAAAACAAGCAAUCUAUAAAAAUUAUACUGUCCCCCACAAGAAGGCACAAGAAAGGUCUAGUUACAUGAACCAGCAAGUGCAAGAAGUGCUUCCAACUGUCUCCUUUCAUAAAUAAAAACCAUCAUUACCAGUGGUUGGUAUAUUUUUAAAACAGCAUUUUAUCACUAGUCUAUUUCUAUCUUUAAAAAAGAAAGUUACUGAACUGUUACUUAGCUUUAGGUAUGAAUUUGUAUCUUGAAACAAUUCACUAUAAAAUGUAAAACUGGUAUUUUUCCCUUCCUCGUUUUUUCCUUUAACCUGACUGAGAUAUUGGGCAAAUGUCUUACAAUUCCUGAUUUUAAAGUCUGCAGCACUCUGGCCUUUUUUCCUGUGGUCUGCCCCGUACUAAGUUUAUACCUGGAGAGAAGUCUUUUGGUGAUGUUUUACUAUCAAACACACUGUGUCUAGUGAAGUUAUUUCUAAGGCACCAUUUGCCUUGAUAUUCAUGGCAACGCAUUAACAAAUCCAGAUGUACACUGGAUACAACAUUGUGUGAAUGAAUUUCUUUUUGGAACAGUGUAUGAAAGGAGCCAAAUUAAACAUGUUUUCUACUAAA